GGUUGGUUCCACCUGGCACUAAAUUUGUGCAUAGUUGCAUUAUUUUUUCAUACAUUUUUUCGCGUCAAAGUCCAAACGUUUACCAUUUAAAAUUAAUAAUAUCAAACACGCAUAAAUCCAGUUUUAUUUUUAUUUAAUUGAAAAACAAUUCCUUCAAAGUCGAAAAUUAUAAACCAGGUGACAAUCACAUUGGUAUAAACAAACAUAAACGUGUCUGUUAUAUAAAAUUUCUUUAUCCGACAAAACAGUUGUCAUUUUUCGGCGUCCCCUUUCAAAAUCCCUAGGGUGUGAUGAUAAGAAAUGGAGGAGGAAGCUAGCAGAGAGCAGCAGCGGGACGGCUACGGUUGCGAGGAAAUAGAAAGGGAACUCGUCAGGUGCCUGUCCGGAGAUGCAAGAGCUGUCGCCCGCGUCUGUACGGAUAUCGUCUCUUGGACAGGUCCUGUACAUCAAGACGCCUGGGAGAACCCCAAUAAAAAUGUCAAUCUUAUCAACUACCUCGAACAGUCGUCUGAAGCCAGUCUUCAAUACAUCCCCGCCCUGGAACAGACGUUGGAUAUACUCCAUUUAUAUUUGAGACUUAUCGUAAGCUACUUCAAUCAGAUGCCCAUGGUAAUGGAAGCUUUUAGAGCAUCUGAUUUGGCCAUCGCUAGCAAAAGAGUUACACUCCCUGCACUCGUUUGGAUGCUGUGGUCUAGAGCGAGAUUCGUCAACGAUGAACUCUACAGAGGGACGGCUACUAUUCAACCAACUAACAUUCCCGCAAAAGACUCAAAGACCUGCCAGACGGACAUCAAGAGCUUGACGGCCUGCGAGAACUGCACCCUAGCGCAAGACGCCAUCACCAGGCUGGUCGAGCUAAUGGAGAAGAUUUGCACGAACCUGCACAUCAAGGGGAGUCAAAUCCUGGAAGUCAGAAAGAGCAUGACCAACGACUUAUUUUACAUCACGCAGUGGUGCGCGGUGUCGAAAUGGUGCGACGCUCUCCUCAAUGACAUAGAUCUUCUCGGCAAUCUGUCCUGGCAGUCCAGCUACCAAAGCAAGAAAGCUCAUUCACGUAUAAAACAAAUAAAGCAGGAAACUACAGACUACGAGGACCGACUCAAAGCCCUAGAAGAAGAGAAAAAUAAAUUGAGGACAGACAUUGAUAAAGCCUAUGAAUCGAAAGCGAACUACAUCAAAAAAGUGUCAGAGCUGACGCUAAAAAUGAAAGGGAAGAACAGCCAAAUUGAUGCUCUUGAAAAGAAAUGUGCAGAAUUAGCUUUUACAGAAAGCAUGAUGCAAUCUUUGAAGAAGGAGUUAAUCGACUGUAAGCAAUCAUCAAUCAAAGAGAAAGAAAGAUUUAUCGAUGUGAACAAUGAAGUGAAAAUUAAAAUUGAAGAAAUAGAAAAAAUGAAAGCAGUCUUGGACGAGCAAACAACAGCGCAGACGUCCAAGUCGUUUGAACUCCAGAAUAAGAUAGACAGCCAGGAAGGAAUAAUAAAUAGCUUACAGCAAAAAAUUGAAGCACUCCACAUGGAAUUGGACAAUUCUGCUAAGAGAGAAGAAACUUAUAAACUAGAAAUACUCAAGGAGCAGAAUCACGGUGCAGUUAUAUGGAGAAAUUAUGAAACCCUUAAAGAUGCCAUUCGAAAACAGGAAGACCUGAUCAACGAAAAAGAACAAAAUGAAGAAGCGCUUCUAAGAACAAUUGAGCUAUUGAAAACUCAGAUUGCUUGUGGACCAAGAAGUGAAAUCGAACUGACCGGAGAUCCAAUAAUGGACAUGGAGAACCAGAAAAAGGAAAAUGAAGAGACUAUUAAAAGGCUGAGUGAACAUAAUAUUCAGAUUGAAAAAACGCUGCACAAGCUUUAUUCAAUAUCGACACCUGAACUUUGCUAACUUUAAAAAGAAACAAAAAGUAUUUUAAAAAAAAAGUAAAUAGGAAAAUCAGGAAAAUAAAGUUGUCGUGAAUUGUUU
Molecule: messenger RNA, 1956 nt
Organism: Cimex lectularius (bed bug)
Lineage: Eukaryota; Metazoa; Arthropoda; Insecta; Hemiptera; Cimicidae
Product: outer dense fiber protein 2-like
Exons: 9
Coding region: 301-1878 (525 amino acids)
Source: RefSeq, a predicted model, not a curated record